ACUAGAGUGGGUGUCGGGUAGGUACAAAUACCGACAGUUCCCUCACGGUCCCCAGUGCUAGCACCGGUCUGGGUGUGGCACAACGAAGCACAGCUGUGUGUCAUCAAAAGACGUGUGAUUUGCAGUUUAACCCCUAGGGAAGAUUUAUAACCAAAAACACUGACACGUGAAAACUUAAUAACUGCUGUGCGAAAACUUUUCUUCAAACCCGAAAAAUCAUCGUAAAGUAGACUUUUGUGGCAACUGGGACGAACUAGAAGCCCUGACAUUGGAAAAGACAGUUGAAAGAUUCGAGAAACGGAAAUUAACAUCGGGACUUUCUCAGUAAAUCAAAGUUUUUAAAGUAUUUUUUUUAUUAUUCUUGAGUGCAUCGUUUGAAGCUCUUCCAUUAUUAGAACAUCAAGAAAUUUUGCCACAAACAAGCUGAAAUCCAUGCAGGCAAGGGAGAUUACACCGAGGAUUCAAUGACCAUCGUUCUUCUUCUGGCACUCACCCUAGGGACCUUUGUGGGCCCCGGGGUGAGGGCGCAAGCUUUAGCAUGCGAUUCUCCCCUUGGUUUGGCUUAUGGCGGAUCAUUUGAUAACGGCCAACUUCUUGCCUCCUCCGUCGCCGCUGAUCUACAGCUCAGCUUCGCACGCUUCAACUGUUGUACAGACCAAAUGAUGGGUGCGUGGUGUCCGGCCAAUGCCACAGCAGGUGAAUGGCUGGAGGUGCGGUUGUACCGGCCGGCCAACGUCACCUCGCUGCUGCUGCAGACACCUGCUGGGUCAGCAACGUCCACACUGGACCAGUUCAUCCUCUUCCUGGAGCUGGCCGACUCCGCGCCUGGUAGUCUCACCCAGUUCCGAGGAAAAGAUAACAAAACAGAGGUCUUUGCGGCAAACUACACAAAUGGCACCUACAGACUGGAUCUGGGCGAGGCACAAACAGUUCGGCGUGUCCGGAUUGUGGUCGCCAACUUUACCACCAGACCGUGCCUUCGCCUCGAGCUUUUCGGCUGUGACGCACCGGAAGGACUUGUACCAAGCGGUAUCGUGGCACCAACGCUAAGUCUAUCCUACACUUCGCUGGAGGACAUGGCGCUGGAGUGUCGCCUGAACAACCAACCUGCUUUUGGCAUCCAGUAUGAAGUCACGUGGUAUGAUGCGAAUGAUGUUAACAUGUCUUCCGUCUUCGUGGACAACUCGAUUCUGACCUCGACUUACAAUGUUACAAGCAACAGCUUCACUCAUGAUCAAAGUUACCGAUGUGCAGUGGCAGCUUGCUACAUACCUGACUGUGACUUAGGAUUUCUCAGCGAGAAAAAGACCAGCAACACAUACAGACCAGAAAUACAGCUGCUAACAGACAGUCUUCACUUGCGUGAGGGAGGCGGGACCGCCAAUGUCAGCUUCAUUAGCAACUCGCCUCCUUCCCUUCUGUGUGUGAGGGGCAACAAGCAGCCAGACUGUGUCGUCACCGUUAUGGCAUACAUCCGUGACGUCAAUCCUCUCAUCUGCGCUUCAGCCAAUCAAAUGAUUCUCCCUCAGGUCCUUUUUCCAGACGGGGCGCAAUCUGAACUGUGUUCAGUUAAAGUGACCAAUGAAAACUGGAGAACUGUCAGAAGCAUCAGCGUGAUAGCCAAUCAGGAUGGCUGGCUAGAUGGCACCACUAACAGCACGAUUACUCUCACAGUGAAUCUCGGAAGCCAAGAUUUUUACACCGCUUAGACAAAACGUUGCAGGUUCAAGUGGAUGAUGGUGACCGAAAAGCGGUGUGUUACUCUCUCAAUGACCCCCACCUGAGAACAUUUGACGGAACGUACGUAUCCCACACCUUUAAGUAUUCUCGACGUUCGAGUGGUUAAAGAAACUUCUCAGUUCACACUCUUGCCCCUGCAUCAGAUUAACCUCCAAAUUCCAUUUUCCAAAGAAACUAUCCAGUUAAUUGCAUAAUCUAUCGAAAUGAAAACCGUCUUGU
This is a messenger RNA of Pomacea canaliculata, 1959 nucleotides long. RefSeq lists its product as uncharacterized. The record is from RefSeq and is a predicted model, not a curated record. Bases 465 to 1709 code for a protein of 414 amino acids. The transcript is spliced from 8 exons. Lineage: Eukaryota; Metazoa; Mollusca; Gastropoda; Architaenioglossa; Ampullariidae.